GCGAAUCAAGUGUAUGUGGAUGGUAUACCAUGGAAGCAGCUCAAGGGAUACGAUAUGACAGUGGCAAAGAAGUUCGAACAACGAGUUGCAAUGUGUCAAAAGAAAAGACAAGGUGCUUCGAACAGAUGCAUAAAACCGCCACCAUUUUGUGGUGAAGCAGAAACGAAAAUGACCAAAUUUGGAAGUAAUUGCAUUGUCUUGCAAGAUGAACUGUAUCGAGAUAAGAGAUUCAUCAGAAAGCUCACUCCAUCUGAAGAAGUGGAAUUAAUUGAGAUUACAAACGCUAUGCAAGGUUCAUCGGACGCAUUUGUAAGUUAA
Molecule: messenger RNA, 318 nt
Organism: Anisakis simplex (herring worm)
Lineage: Eukaryota; Metazoa; Nematoda; Chromadorea; Rhabditida; Anisakidae
Source: the annotation of a GenBank genome assembly